Molecule: messenger RNA, 447 nt
Organism: Capsicum annuum
Lineage: Eukaryota; Viridiplantae; Streptophyta; Magnoliopsida; Solanales; Solanaceae
Source: RefSeq, a predicted model, not a curated record
UUAAAGCCAAAUAAGUCUAGAUACAAUUAGUGGAUUAAUCACCCUCCUAAUAUCAAGGAAGUUAAUAACUACUGUAAUGAAAAAGUGGAGGAAUAACCUCCUUAAUGAUGUCUACAGAGAAUUAAAAACAACAUAAUUAAUAGAUAAGUCAUUAAUAACUGCAUAAGAAAAAUAAAAAAACAUAAUUAAUAGUCGUUACUUUCUUUCUUUCUUCGAACAGAUCUGCACUCUUUUUUUUCUUUCUAAUCCCUUGCAGGCAGUACAAGUCCGGGGCAGCUUCUCCGACGACUCGAAGCGUAUAUUUUAUGGCGACCAAAUUCAGGGUGGUAUCAACAGUUGCUAAAGGUGACGACAACAAAAUUUCGGUGACUAAUUAUUGCACCAACUUGUCGGAAUCCGACGAAUCGAUCAAGAAAAUGCCCCCACUUUGUCUUCUCCCCGGAUCUG